AUGGACGGUGGAAAUCUGACAGCGGAAGAAUUGCUUUCAUCGAAUGGAUCCAGCACGGCUGCUCCAAUUCCAUAUUCAAUGCCGUGUUGGGCGCCAGACGAUUACCUAAUCACAGAACGGUUUUGGAUAUGUGUUGUAGCAGGAAUCACCGUCUCUAUAAUUUCAAUUAUAUUCAACACAUUCAUAUUUUUUGUAUUUGUUACCAACAAACAACACAGACGUUCUCCAAAUCUGUAUCUUCUGUUACUUUCCCUGUUUGACGUAUUUAUCGCAUUUGCUUAUAUCGCUGUGAUGUCAGUUCGGAUUCUGAUCAACUUCACAUCCAGUGUGUUUCUCAAAUCCAUCUGGGUUCGAUAUAUGAUUCCGAUGCUAACUGUCUCUCACAUCGGAAUCACUUCUUCGACGUUCCUCAUCUGCUUCGCUUCCAUCGAACGGUACUGCAUUACAGUCAACAAUUUCCUGGUACCCUACCUGCAAAAACAUCGUCCGAUUCUUACAUUCAUCGCAAUCAUGUGUGGUAUUGUGAGCAAAGGAACCUUCGUGAAGGAAGUUGAUAUUCAACUCAAUCCAGACUGUUACGGAGAGCUGAACUAUUGGAAUGUUGUACCUUCAAGUCUCCUCGACGAGUUUCCGCUCUUCAACCAAUACUGGCGCUUCUAUUUUCGUAACAUCUUCACUAUUCUGGCACCUUUCUUCAUUCUACUUCUAGUCAACUGUCUUCUUCUAUUCCAACUUCGAGAACACGUAUUGAAGAGCAAGGGUGCAGAUCACGACAAGCAGAAUGUCAAAGAGAAGAAAGCCCGUAUCCGUGCAACUACGAAAUCAGUGGUUAUCAUCGUUUGCACCUAUCUGAUGUCCAAUUUGCUUUCCGUUAUUAUCACAAUCUGGGAAUAUAUUGAUAGUGCUUCCAUCUUCAGCGAAGAUUGGAUAGCAUUUUACGUUCUCUCUGUUGAUGUUAUUUCCCUUCUGACAAUAGUGGCUUCAUCUGCAAGACUUCCGAUUUAUGCAUAUUUCCAACCGCUUUUGAGAAAAGAGAUGGGACAAUGUUUGGGUGACUGGUGUUGCUGCAUUCCAGAGGACAACAAGAAAUUGUCUCUACUCGACGAACUCCAGAUUCCAAAGACACAACUGAUUUCCACUCCAGAUGGUGAAUCUCCAAGCAUCAGCUCAAAAAUUGAAUUCGUUUAA
Messenger RNA from Caenorhabditis briggsae, 1188 nucleotides. The record is from RefSeq and is a predicted model, not a curated record. Bases 1 to 1188 code for a protein of 395 amino acids. Gene Ontology annotation, cellular component: membrane. Gene Ontology annotation, biological process: G protein-coupled receptor signaling pathway. Gene Ontology annotation, molecular function: G protein-coupled receptor activity. The transcript has 6 exons. Lineage: Eukaryota; Metazoa; Nematoda; Chromadorea; Rhabditida; Rhabditidae.